Astyanax mexicanus (Mexican tetra) is the source of this 1996-nucleotide messenger RNA. It is a transcript of the gene dnajb14, whose product is annotated as DnaJ heat shock protein family (Hsp40) member B14. Bases 48 to 1190 code for a protein of 380 amino acids. Gene Ontology annotation, biological process: cellular response to misfolded protein. Lineage: Eukaryota; Metazoa; Chordata; Actinopteri; Characiformes; Acestrorhamphidae. Gene Ontology annotation, cellular component: endoplasmic reticulum membrane. The transcript has 8 exons. Gene Ontology annotation, molecular function: Hsp70 protein binding. The record is from RefSeq and is a predicted model, not a curated record.
UGGUGCGCUAGUCCGGGCGGGGGGAGCAGGAGGGAGCAGUGGUGGUGAUGAUGGAGGGUAACAGGGACGAAGCGGAGAAGUGCAUUAAUAUCGCCACCGCCGCGCUGCAGGCCGGGGACCGGGACCGCGCCGCCCGCUUCCUCCACAAGGCCGAGAAACUCUACCCCACCGACAGAGCCAGAGUACUGUUGGAGGCGUUGUCGAGGAACGGCAGCUCGGCCGGUAAUGGAGGAGCGUACUGCAGAAAACCAGCCAAUGGGACAGAAGCUCCUCCCCCUCAGCAGCCGGGUCAGAACCAGGAAGCGGGACCCGGAGACGCCACUAAAGGCUUCACCAAGGAUCAGGUGGAAGGGGUUCAGAAGAUAAAGCGGUGUAAGGACUACUAUGAGGUGCUGGGUGUGGGUAAGGAGGCGAAUGAGGAGGAGCUGAAGAAAGCCUACAGGAAGCUGGCGCUGAAAUUCCACCCGGAUAAGAAUCAGGCUCCCGGAGCCACAGAGGCCUUUAAAAAGAUCGGUAACGCGUACGCAGUGCUCAGUAACACAGAUAAGCGGCGGCAGUAUGACCUCACCGGCGGGGAGGAGCCGAGCAGUCCAGGACACAGCCCCCACGGAGGCUUCGACUUCCACCGAGGCUUCGAGGCAGAUAUCACCCCGGAGGAUCUCUUCAACAUGUUCUUCGGAGGAGGAUUCCCCUCCUCGACUACACACACGUUUACGAACAGCCGCACUCGCUACACUCAGCAGACAGAACACGCCAGAAGAGAGAGGGAGGAGCGGGGAGAUGGAGGAUUCUCUAUGUUUAUCCAGUUGAUGCCGAUAGUGGUUCUGAUCCUGGUGUCGGUUCUGAGUCAGCUGAUGGUUUCGACUCCUCCCUACAGCCUGUAUUCCAGACCGUCGACGGGUCAGACGGUGAAGAGGCAGACGGAGAACCUGCGAGUGGAUUAUUACGUCACCAGAGACUUCAAAUCUGAGUAUAAGGGCUCUGCACUGCAGAAGAUCGAGAAGAGCGUGGAGGAUGAUUACGUCACCAAUGUCCGCAACAACUGCUGGAAGGAACGACAGACGAAAACAGACCUGCUGUACGCCGCUAAAGUGUACAGGGACGAGCGGCUGCGCAAGAAGGCCGAGCUCAUGACCAUGGACAACUGCAAAGAACUGGAGAGACUAAACGAGCUGUUCCGCGGCGGAUGAGAUUCAGGCCCCCACAGACUCUCUUAGAGGAUAUAUAUGAGAGAUAUAUAUGUAUAUGUAAUAUGUAAAUGUUUUUUUAAGGAAAGAAAUCACAAAUGUAGGAGGAAGAAGGUACUAAAAAAAACAACCCAAUUUAACAUGUACACUACUGUGAACGCUCUCUUACUGUCAGUCCCGUUCCCAGACCUCCCUGCCACACACACCUGCCACACAUUCCUCACCUCACUUGGAAUAUAUGCCUUGCUGCGGUUCAGCAAACAUAAGUUCAUCAACAGAACAGAACCGACUUCCCGACACCUUUUCUAUCUCUCUGGACGAGCGACCAGCGACUAUAUGAAGGAUAACGCGGCUGAACUCCGGACGGUUCUAGAAGGACAGACUGGUUCUGGCUGGAAGGUGGACUCAUCCAAUCCCACAUCUUCCUCGUUUCUGCUGCUUCUUCCACAUUCGCUCGAAUAAAUAAAGACUUUCUAAAGACUUCGUAUCUCCGGGGGGACGUAGCUACGUAGGCUUCCUCCCAGAAAUCUUAGCGGCAGUAGUAACUCGGAGAAACCACUGUUAGAUUGUUUGCUAUUCCACAUCGAAGCUCCAAGAUCACGAACGGUAUCGGAACGAGCUGCGAGACCCAGUUUUCCUGAAGGCCUCAGAAGCGCGGGUCAGGACCCUGCUGGACGGACCUCUGAAACCAUUUUGAUUCAUGUCGUUGUAAAUUUUAAUUCUGAAUGUUUGAAGUUAUUUAAGUCUCUAGAGAACUGAGAUAUUUCUUGCUUGACUAAUCAUUUGAAUAAAGUUUAAAUUAUUACUGA